Molecule: messenger RNA, 1152 nt
Organism: Naegleria fowleri
Lineage: Eukaryota; Heterolobosea; Eutetramitea; Acrasida; Naegleriidae
Exons: 1
Coding region: 1-1152 (383 amino acids)
Source: RefSeq, a predicted model, not a curated record
AUGAUCAAAAAGAGACAACCAAAGAAUGUGAACCUUCGAUUGAAGGAUUCCUCUGGGCAGCUCCAGUCAACAACGACUACGACUGCUUUAUCAUCGGAAACAAUACCUCACUCGGAGAAUGAACAACACCAUCAUCAGGGUACGACAAGUGAAGAGGGUGGAAAUAAUUUAAUGAGUACAAAUGAUGACCAUCAAAGCCAAUUAUCAUCACAACCACCAAAGCAACAAGAAGAAUCAACAUCGACUCCUUCAUUUGAAAGCUCCUCCGCCCAUGAGAGUAGCAGUGGAGCGGAUCACCAAAUGACACAUAGUGCCGAUGAGGAAGACGAUGACAUUAAUUCAACUCUCGAAAAAACAAAAUUAAAACAAAAACUGAGAAGCAGACCGAAAGGAAUGCAAGCAAAUUUAAAAACUGGAGAUUUAUUUAAUUUGGACAAAAUUAAAAAUACCAGUGUUAAACGAAAGAAAGAACAGUUAAAUAUUUUGCAAGGUGGUACACAGGGUGGACUCGUUGACAGAAGCAAGGGAGAUUGGAUUGCCAUGAAACUCGCAAAUAUGGAAAAGAAAGAAUCAUCGAGCACCAUGUCACAGCUCGGAAUGGAUUUGAACUUUACAGAUGCAGAAUUAUCAGAACAAGAUAAACGAUUAUUUGAAUAUAUUAGAGAAAAGAUGAAAGAAAAGGGUUACUCCUAUGAUCAAAAUGUAAAUAUUGACGAUAGUGACGAUGAAGAGGAAAAUCAACAGGCAACUGCUUCUUCGAGUCAUACACCUGAAAAUGAUGCCAAGAAAAAAUCAGAUAUCAGUGUCAAGGAAAUUCUCGAGAAAGAGAAGGAAUUGUAUAAAUUGCCUGAGGAGUUAAAGGUUGAUAAAAUAGAAAUUGAAAAUUUGAUGAAACGAAGAGGAAGACGUCGAAAUGAGCAAACGAACCAACCCACCAAGCCACUCUCUGAAGAGGAAAGACAAAAACUGUUGAGUGGUGCAAUUCUUGAAGUACCACUUUCAGCGGCAGAUAAGAUUCAAAACAUUAGGGAGACCAAUGAACGAGUCAAAGAGCUGGAAGAAAGUGGAUUGAAACGAAAAUAUACCUAUAAUACUGCCUCAGAUGAAUAUGUCUAUACACAAUUUAAAAAGAAGUUCGCACAUCGAAGAUAA